This is a messenger RNA of Salmo salar (Atlantic salmon), 3304 nucleotides long. NCBI's taxonomy places the organism in Eukaryota, Metazoa, Chordata, Actinopteri, Salmoniformes, Salmonidae. The record is from RefSeq and is a predicted model, not a curated record.
GGGCUGUACGGAGAGAGGAAAAGAAGAGAGAGAGAGAGGGGGCUGUAUGGAGAGAGGAAAAAAGAGGCCUACAGACAGAGUGGAUGCAAGAAUGUGCUGAAGGGAGGGAGGGAGACGUCCUCACGGUCAUCAGACGAGCGGAUGAAAACUGGAUUGAAGGAAAGCUGGGAGACAAAGUUGUCAUUUUCCCUUUCCAGUUCACUGAGCAGCAUCACUCUGCUCCACUCUGCCUCCUGCUUGUCUCAACAUCCGUCACGACUGACUGCCUGUCUCAACGGGGGCUUUUCUGCCUGCCUGCCUGCCUGCCUGCCUGCCUGCCUGCCUGCCUGCCUGCCUGCCUGCCUGCCUGCCUGCCUGCCUGCCUGCCUGCCUGCCUGACUGACUGACUGACUGCCUAGAGAGCCUAGAGAGCCUAGCCAACAAGUGCAGCAUGACAGCUAAGGAGUGAGAGAAUACAGGCUCUUUAAAACAGCUGCGUCACAGAUCAGAGAUGACCACAGUGGUGAUCCAAGGGAUGGCAGCCAAUCACAGCGGCAGCAGCCAAGCUUCUGGAGGGAAAGACCUGGAAGGGGAGUGACUUCUUGGCUGGACCUCGCCCAAGGAUCAGGAGUGAGAGUGGGUUUAGCAACAGUGGGACCAGUGACUCAACAAACCCUAACUGGACAACCUGCUUCAGGGUGCCCCAGAGCCCCACGAAGACCCCCAAUAUUUCUGCUCUCAACAGCCUGAACCUUCAGGGUGACCAGAAGCCAGCCGUCCCACCCCUCCGCCCCCCUUGCCAGUCACAGCUCCUCUAACCGCUCAGGCUCAGGUGUGACCUCCCAGCGCGUGAAGCGAAGCACUGGCAGACACCUGUCACAACAGGAGGAGUAGAAAGAGGAGGACGAGAAGGGUCCAGAGCGCCCCUCUGUGUUGAUCCCUCACAUGAUGACGAUGAGCGAGAGGAAGAUGAGUAGUGGUGAAGCUCCUCCCACCAUCACCAUGGAUCUGAUCAACCCCCAGACCCCCUCCGCCUCAGCCGACACCAAACAGUCUUCCACUCAGCAGCUCUCCAUCAGUGUGUGUGCUGCUCUGUACUCCUACAAGCCCCGUCGUUCUGAGGAACUGGAGCUGAGGAAGGGGGAGAUGGUGGGGGUGUAUGGGAAGUUUAAGGAGGGCUGGCUCCGAGGCCUCUCUCUACGGACAGGCAAAGUGGGCAUUCUGCCCGGCAACUAUGUCACACCUGUCCUCAGAACCUCUGCCAGGCUCUUGGAUUCCAAGGCAGUGACGGCAGGCCCUGGUACAGUCUCUGGAAGAAGAACCUCCUCGUCCUCCAAAACGCCAGCGGUGGUUCUAGCUCUCCACAGGGUCAACUCAGAUGGCACUAGUUACUCUACUCGACAACGGGUUCCGCAGCAGUCCAUAUCCUUGGCCACGCAGCCUAUGAUAUCAUCAGGCGGCGCCAUGAGACAAUCCCUGCAUGGGGUGGGCUCGGAGGGAUGGGACACAGUGAGGAGGGUCUUCCAUCGUUCACACAGAGGCUCAUCUCAGCGGGGAAAACACUACCCCCACACCACCAUCUCAUCCAGCUCAGCCCUUCAAUCCCAGACCCACAGUCAGAGCUCGUCCCAGAGCUCGUCCCAGUGCAGUAACCACUACCCCCACACUACCACCGCUACCUCAGGCCUUCAGCCCCAUUCUCAGUCCCAAUCUCACAGCCAGAACUUUAGCCACAUCCAGGGCCCUGGCUUCUCCCCUGCUCUGCUCAGGAAGAAACAACACAUGAGCAUCCUGCCCAAUCACAACAGAUCUCUGGCCUGGAUGUCUGAAGGGCCAGCGCCCUCUAGUGGUAGUUCUAUGAAGGACAGGGACACUGCUGCAAGAGAGGCGUUUGAUAGGCAGGUGUUGGAGACGAGGCAGGUGUUGGAGACGAGGCAGGUGUUGGAGACGAGGCAAGCAGCAUCGAAUGGUCAGCACUCCAUACAUUCUAUCCUAGUGAGACCAGACGCCCUCAAGAACAACACAGAGAAGCCCACCAAGUCAGUGCGGUUCCUGAUCCAGCCUGAUUCCCCUCUACCACGGCCCAGGAUCACCUCCCUACCCUCGGGUAGCCAGCCCCCCGCCAGUACCCGGCCUGGUCCACCUCCCCUGGAGGUCUGGGCUCCAUCACUCACACUGGGGCGAGACGGGCCUGGGAUCAUACUGAAAGAAGGCAAGGCUCCUGUUCUUAGGAAAGGUCUGGAGACAAACCCCUCUGAUGUUCUGACUUCCAAUCAGAAACCUACGUCUUCAUUAUCAUCAUCAGCACCAUCUGCGUCAAUACAGUCCAGCAGCCCUAGCAGACACAGAGUAGGGACGUCCUACCAGGCCCAGACAGAGUCAGAAAUGAGUCUGAUGCAGGGUGAGCCUGUCCUGCUUCAUAGGCAUCGGCCUGACGGACGAGUUCUGCUCACCCAGGAGAGCAGUGGCCACACGGGCCUCUUCCAUAGCAGUGUUCUACAGUUCCUAGACCGGUUCAGUUGACGGCCUGUAGUGUUUAGUUUUUAUAUGUGUGUUUUUCACAUAGAAAUAGAAUGACUAGAAUGGGGGAAGCUCCUUAGACCGUGACAAUUUGAUAUGCAACCCCAUCACAUAACGUUGACUUGAAAAGGAAUGUCCAUUCUAGAAAUUCUAUUUCUAUGGAUCUCCACGCUUUGACACUGCCAAACGAGAUGCCAAAUCUGUGGAAGAGUGUGCAUGUGUAUUUUAUGUGUGUUGAAAAUAAUGUAUUAUAUUACUGCCAUAUAGUGACCAAAUACAAGGGGGAAAAAACGUUUUCCCCUUGAGAUUCCUUGGGCCUGUUUUAAACUGUAGACAUAACUAUAAGGUUCUGAGAUAUAUUUGUGUAUUUUUUGAUGUGCAGAAGCAUGAGUUGCACAUAGACCUACUGUAUACAGUUAUUUUUACCAAUCCGUUGCACAAACCCAACUCAGACCAAUGUUUUGCAUAAAGAAUGAGUGUUUUCUUUAUUCAAGAGCUAAAGGACACACUGUUCAGUGCCUUUGCAAAGCCCACAGAGUCUAGAUUUGAAAAACAAUAACAGUGUUUUUACCAGAGGCUAAAUGUAUACAAAGUGAUGAUCAUAUAGUGGUAAUAAACAAUGCUUUUGUCAACUAUAGCAUGCAUUUGUUACAUUCUCAACGUGAUUUUGCUGAAUAACUGCACACUCCAUGGUAUGUGUUCUGUCCUGUACAUUGAAUACUUUUCUGAUAACAGAGACACAUGUGUCCUAAGGGAUUCUCCUUCUCUGCUCUUUGAGUGCUGAAAAUAAAUAAUGUAUGACACA